Molecule: messenger RNA, 1599 nt
Organism: Amblyraja radiata (thorny skate)
Lineage: Eukaryota; Metazoa; Chordata; Chondrichthyes; Rajiformes; Rajidae
Gene: jmjd7
Product: jumonji domain containing 7
Exons: 9
Coding region: 25-960 (311 amino acids)
Source: RefSeq, a predicted model, not a curated record
CCUCCCGGCGGUGGCGGCGAUGCGAUGCAGACGCUGCGGGCGAGUGUGCGGCGCCUGGCGGAGGAGGCGCGGGAUCUGUAUUUGAACGAUACGGUGCCGUACUUGGAGAAGCCUCCCACGCCACUUGAAUUCCAGCGAAGCUGGUUGUGUCCCAACAAACCCUUCAUAGUGCGAAACGCCAUCAGUCACUGGCCAGCUAUCUCCAAGUGGACAUUCCCCUACCUCAGACAAGAGGUCGGAGAGCAGAGCGUGAGUGUGGCAGUGACCCCCAAUGGUUAUGCUGAUGCCGUGCACCAGGGACGGUUCAUGAUGCCUGAGGAACGGAAGAUGCGGUUCGGGGAGUUCCUGGACAUCGUCGAGAGGAAGCGGGCAGCGAGCGGCGUGUUCUACGUGCAGAAGCAAUGCUCCAAUCUAACGGAGGAAUUCCCUCAGCUCCUGAAGGACGUAGACGCACACAUCCCAUGGAUGACGGAGGCUCUAGGGAAGGACCCUGAUGCAGUAAAUUUCUGGCUGGGAGAAUCAGCUGCAGUCACCUCCUUGCAUAAAGAUCACUACGAGAACCUGUACUGUGUGAUUUCUGGAGAGAAGCACUUUAUCCUCCUUCCGCCCACUGACAGACCCUUUAUCCCAUAUGAACACUUUCAACCUGCAACGUACAAAGUUAAUGAAGACGGUUCCUACGAUGUAAUAGAUAUGCAGAAUGCAGAGAAGGUACCUUGGAUUCCUCUGGAUCCUCUGAACCCUGACCUCAGUCGUUUCCCUGAGUACUCCCUUGCAAGACCUACCCACUGCACAGUGAGAGCAGGCGAGAUGCUGUAUCUUCCCUCUUUGUGGUUCCACCAUGUUCGCCAGUCACACGGCUGCAUUGCAGUGAAUUUCUGGUACGACAUGGAGUAUGACAUCAAGUACAAUUAUUUCCAGUUCCUGGACUCGGUAACAAAAGUGAUGAAUGCAGUGUGAUAUACACAGGCUAAAGUGCACGAUGAAGCAGAUGGUCCAAGCUGAGUGGAGAGCCAGUGAGAUGGCAUGUGCUAAUGUGUCGAGUGGCAAAUUGAAGUGGAUCCAGGUCAUUUCUGAGGCAGAAGCUGAUUUGUGUCGUAAUCAACGUCCUGAAGAACUUAACGGUGGAUUUAAGUGCUGCUGGACCAUAGUCAUUAAGGCAGGUCACCGUUCUCUUCUUGGGUACUAGUACAAUAGGUACCCCUCUGAAGCAGGUGGGAACCUCAGACUGCAGAAGCAAGAUGUUGAAAAUGUCCUUGAAUACUUCAGGCUGUUAGUUUGCAUAGGUUUUUUAGCAUUCGGCCAGGUACACCGUCUGGGACUGGCGUUUAGCCGAAACAAUAUCCAACUGUAUCAAGCAACUUAUUUAUUUGAUGUAAUUUAGAGCUGUAGGGUUUUCUUUCUACCUCAUCAAUUUCAAUAAUAGAGCAUUGGCAAUGUGGAACAAUGGUGAACCAGUUUCAUUCUGUAAGAGGAGAACCAGUCUUCUGCAAUGACUUGGCCCUUCCUGUUUUUCAACAUGCAUCUAGUCUUGGUCACUGUUAUAAAAUCUGAAUAUUGUGUAAAGAGGCUGUCAUUUAUAAAGCAUUGUCAUUAUCA